UUCAUAUAAUUAAAUUUGUGGCAUGCUAGAGAUUUAAUUGAGAAUUAAUCUGAUUUGCAUGCAUAUAAAGCUAAACUGGCCUGAGACUAGACUAGUGUGAAUCAAGUCUCGGUUGUGUAAGAACCAUGAAAAGAGACAUUUGCUCGAUCGCUUUGCUUUGUCUAGCGACGGCAGCGGCUGUUAAUGAUGAACCGCUGAUAGUGGAGCUGCCAAAUGGAAAAAUUCGUGGACGCGAUAACGAAGGGUAUUACAGCUACGAGUCAAUACCCUAUGCGGAGCCACCUAUGGGGGAGCUGCGCUUCGAAGCUCCGCAGCCAUACGAGCGCCAAUGGAAGGAAGUGUUUGACGCUACCACGCCUCCCAAUUUCUGCAUCCAAUUGAAUCAGUUUGUCGAAGGCGCACAGAAGUCCAUCGGCGUUGAGGAUUGUCUUACUGUAAACGUCUAUAAGCCAAAGAACUCGAGUCGUAGCUCGUUUCCGGUUGUUGUCAACAUCCAUGGCGGAGCUUUCAUGUUUGGUGGACCCGUGGACCAUGGCCAAGAGCCGAUUAUGGCCAGUGGAAAUGUGAUUCUCGUGAAGAUUGCCUAUCGAGUAGGUCCGAUAGGUUUUCUCAGCGCAGGCGACGCUACAUUGUCGGGAAACUUUGGACUCAAGGAUCAGCGCUUGGCUCUGCGUUGGAUCAAGCAGAACAUAGCUCGCUUUGGAGGAGAACCAGAGAAUAUAAUGGUGCUUGGUCACUCUGCUGGUGGUGCGUCGGUACAUCUACAGAUGCUGCAGGAGGAGUUCAGCCAGUUGGCAAAGGUGGCUGUGUCAUUCAGUGGAAAUGCCCUCGAUCCUUGGGUCGUACAACAAGGAGCACGUCGACGCGCCUUUGAGGUGGGUCGCAUUGUGGGUUGCGGCUUGCAAAGCGACUCUGUGGAACUCAAAAAGUGCCUGCAGUCAAAGGAUGCCUCAGAAAUAGUUGGAGCUGUGUCGGAGUUCCUGGUCGUUGACUAUGUGCCUUUUGCUCCAUUUUCACCGGUGGUAGAGAGCGAGGAAGUAGCUGAGCCUUUCAUCACUAAGCAUCCAAUCGAUAUCAUCAAGAGCGGAAAGUUCGGUCAAGUACCCUGGCUAACCAGCUAUACUCAGGAGGAUGGUACUUACAACGCUGCUCUUCUGAUGGCCAAACAACUCAAUGGCAAUGAGCUGAUUGAGGAUCUGAACAGUCGCUGGUUUGAAUUGGCGCCCUACUAUCUGUUCUAUCGUGACUCUAAGAAAACAGUUGACGAAAUGGAUGACUACUCUCGUGAUCUUCGACAGCAGUAUCUAGGGGACCGAAACUUUAGUGUGGACAGCUAUUUGGACGUACAGCGCUUAUUCACAGAUGUACUGUUCAGGAAUGAUACCCUCCGAUCUAUAGAUCUGCAUCGCCAACAUAGCAAGAGUCCCGUUUACGGUUAUGUCUACGAUAAUCCGCCAGUUCGGGGAAGUGCACAAAUUUUAGCUCGACGGGAGGACAUUUAUUUUGGCACAGGACAUGGCGAUGAUUAUGUUUUGAUAUUUGACAAGCCAACUAGUCAACCCCGCGAGGACGAGAAGAUAAUCUCUAAGAAUUUUAUACGCUUGCUGGAAGAGUUUGUGCAAAGCGAUAAUGGGUCCCCGAUUUAUGACGCUUGUGUGUUUCCAAAUAAUAUUGGCGAGGAGCAGCUGCAAUUACUUCUAAUUAAGACCAACAGCUGCGAGAUCUUAAAAUUAAAUACAAUUGAAUAGACAAUGUAAAUAGAGUCAUAACCUAGGGCUAGGUGAAUAUAUAUAGCUGUUGUGUCUUUGGAAAUGUAUACAAAAUGGAUAACAAUUCGUUCCACAUUUGAAACUCAAAAUAAAUGAAGUUUUCGUCUAAGCCCUCAA
This is a messenger RNA of Drosophila hydei, 1886 nucleotides long. RefSeq names its product esterase-5B-like. Bases 126 to 1748 code for a protein of 540 amino acids. NCBI's taxonomy places the organism in Eukaryota, Metazoa, Arthropoda, Insecta, Diptera, Drosophilidae. The record is from RefSeq and is a predicted model, not a curated record. The transcript is spliced from 2 exons.